Molecule: messenger RNA, 1254 nt
Organism: Rhipicephalus microplus (southern cattle tick)
Lineage: Eukaryota; Metazoa; Arthropoda; Arachnida; Ixodida; Ixodidae
Product: palmitoyltransferase ZDHHC20-B-like
Molecular function (GO): palmitoyltransferase activity
Source: RefSeq, a predicted model, not a curated record
AUGGUGUCGUCCUCUUCGAAUGAGGGAGAGACGACGAAGCCCCGGCGCUCCGCCACGACUCGCCUGGUCGCUUGGCUUCCAGUCGUCAUGGUAGUGGCGCUCUUCAUCUGGGCCUACUACGUCUACAUCUUCAUUUUCUGCGGCUCCCUGGUCAAGGACGACUUGCAGCGUGUGGUGUUCGGCGGCGUGUUUCACCUGCUCCUGCUGCUGUGCUUCUGGUCGUUCGUGCAGACUACCGUGACCAGCGUGGCGCCCAUACCGCGCUACUUCGCGCUCAGCGACACCGACGAGCGGCUUAUGGACCAGUGCGCUGACGAGGAGGCACGCUACGAGUUCCUCGAGAUCCUGGCCGACAGCAGAGGAGUGCUGACGCGAGGCCCCAAUGGGUUGGUGCGCUUCUGUGAAACCUGUAAGCAAGUCAAGCCCGACCGUGCCCAUCACUGUUCCCAGUGCAAAAGGUGCAUACCAAAGAUGGACCACCACUGCCCAUGGUUCAACAACUGCGUCUGCUUCAGCACGUACAAGUUCUUUCUGCUCACGAUAUUCUACGUGGUCGUACUGAGUGUGUUCGGACUGCUGAGCGCAACGCACCACGUCGCCGGAGCGUGGACGAACCACGCCGCCUCCGACGUCACGCUGCACGCGACCUUCCUGUACGUGUUCGGCGUAGUGCUGUCGCUAUCGCUGGGCUCCUUCCUCUACAUGCACAUCACCAUGGUCUGCAGCAACGUCACCACUCUCGAGGACCUGCGGCCGCACCCGUUUAAGGAUAGGAGAGACUCCUUCGACGUGGGCUUUUGCAACAACAUCGCUGAGGUGUUCGGCCACCGCAAGGCCCUCUGGUUUCUUCCUGUCUUCACGGCGCUUGGAGACGGGGCCCGGUUCCCGACACGACUGCAUCCGGACCGAAACGCGUAUGCUCCUCCACUUGCGUCGGUGGUAGUCGAGUCGCCGAGGCCUUCCGAGACGGUUGCUCCGGUGCCCGCGGUAACCGCAGCUGCAACGCCUCCGGUCGUGGGUCUUCAUUCGUGCCGUUAUCCGGUUCCAUCCAGCGAGUCGGUGGCCCAGACGUCUUCGACGCCUCCGCCCCGCCCGCCACGUCCUGUCGGACGUCGCGGCCGCUUGCCCCCAUUGGCCAUCACCAUUGUGCCGAGCAGUGAGACGCCCGCGUCACAGCUUCACUCGACGGACAAGAAGGACGUAACAACAUCGGUGCCGCCACCGACGACAAUGUCGUCGGCGGAGGUGCGAUGA